AUGGUUCGUUAUAAUUAUAAUAGUAAUAAUAGAAUGAAUACUCAGGUUCAACCAGAUAACUCAUCGUCAAACCAGUAUGAAGUUCCAUUGUGCAGGGAUCAAAAAACUCCGGUAUUCAUAAAUGUAUAUGACAUGCUACCAAAAGGAAGGAUUGCAGAUAUUGGGUAUAUGUUUGGAAUCGGGGUGUUUCACUCGGGAGUUGAAGUAUAUGAUAAAGAAUAUAAUUUUGGUGGACAUGAUUUUGAUUCUACUGGUGUGUUUAUUAUGAAACCCAAGACUGGUCCGCCUAAUGUGACAUUCAAAGAUUCAGUAUUUAUGGGAUAUACGUCAUUGAGUAAAGAAGAAGUAAAGAACGCUAUCGAAGAAUUAUCUAGAGAGUGGAGUGGAAAUAGUUAUAAUUUGUUGGCAAGGAAUUGUAAUCAUUUUACUAGUGAGUUAUGUUAUAAAUUGGUUGGAAAACCUGCACCAAAUUGGAUAAAUCGUGCCGCGAAAUUAGGAACCCUCUUUCCAUGCGUUGUUCCUAAUGAUUGGAUCGAAGCACCAGAAGGGGGUGAAGCAAAUGGGUUGAUUGUCGCAACUAACGUCGUCAUAACUGAAGAAUCUUUGCAAGAUUCUUCUUGA
This is a messenger RNA of Dentiscutata erythropus, 621 nucleotides long. Lineage: Eukaryota; Fungi; Glomeromycota; Glomeromycetes; Diversisporales; Gigasporaceae. The record is from the annotation of a GenBank genome assembly.